Bacillus rossius redtenbacheri is the source of this 1041-nucleotide messenger RNA. Its product is annotated as MAM and LDL-receptor class A domain-containing protein 1-like. The coding region runs from base 271 to 1026 and encodes 251 amino acids. Gene Ontology annotation, cellular component: membrane. Lineage: Eukaryota; Metazoa; Arthropoda; Insecta; Phasmatodea; Bacillidae. The transcript has 5 exons. The record is from RefSeq and is a predicted model, not a curated record.
CACUCCGGAGCUUAGGGGAGUUCUCCUCGCUGUCAUUUACGUUGGGUUGUGCCACGACGUAUGUUUUGAUAAGCGUCUGCUCACGAGGUUGCAUUCGAACACGUGGUUUACGUGUAGGCGGUAACUCAACUUUGUAGAAAUCCUUCCAGCUCUGUUGGUGAAGUGGUUCCUAGUGACGUAAUGCCUUUAAAAGAAAUAAUUUCUUCCGAGUGAAUUCUGCUUCGUAUGCUUGACUGCAAACAAGAAUAAAUAGGCACAGAACAUCAAAAAAUGAAGAGAAAUAAUAUCCAUAAACUGGAUUUAUUUUGUGUUACAAUACUUUUUCUUGAAAUAGUAAGUGCAACAGCGCGCGGGGAACGCGGCGACAGCGGCGACAGCGGCGGGUGCGGCUACGGGGCCGUGAAGGGCGGGCCGACGCUGCAGUGGGCCGCGAGCGGCAGGGCGCAGUGGGCCUGCGACCCGGGCUCCCAGCUGCUGGGCGCGGCCAGCUCCGGCUGCGUCGACGGCCGCUGGCAGCCUCCGGUGCCCGUCUGCGUCACGGACCGCGGGGGCUCCAGGACGCGGUGCGACUUCGAGCCGGAGGACCUGUGCGGCUGGGCGCGAGGGGCGCGGGUGGACCCGGAGGGCGGCUACUCGUGGCGGCGCCGCAGCGGGGCCACCCCGUCGCGCGCCGCGGGCACGGGACCGCUGUUCGACCACACGCUGGGCCCGGGCCGCCGCGGUCACUACCUAUACAUCGAAUCAAGUACAGGCAAAGAAGGCGACACUGCAUCGCUGUAUUCACCUGUGUUCAGUCCUGCACUAUCCAAUCAUUCCUGCGUCUAUUUCUGGUACCACAUGUACGGAGCUACCACAGGUUCGCUGAGAGUGUACGUGAGGCCCGAGAGCGCGGGGCAGGACCUGGGGCCAGUCUUCCAGCUGGACGGUCACCAGGAAGACGCGUGGCUGAUCGGCUUCUUUCCGCUCAACGGAACCGACGAGCCCUUCCAGGCAAGUGCACCGACCACUUUCUCGCUCGUGUCCUAGUCUGCACGUGACCCG